Molecule: messenger RNA, 2564 nt
Organism: Sodiomyces alkalinus F11
Lineage: Eukaryota; Fungi; Ascomycota; Sordariomycetes; Glomerellales; Plectosphaerellaceae
Product: urea active transporter
Exons: 5
Coding region: 329-2419 (696 amino acids)
Biological process (GO): spermidine transport; putrescine transport; urea transmembrane transport
Cellular component (GO): plasma membrane
Molecular function (GO): spermidine transmembrane transporter activity; urea transmembrane transporter activity; putrescine transmembrane transporter activity
Source: RefSeq, a predicted model, not a curated record
CACUCGUCGAUGGCUUGCCGUGUUUGGAAUAAGGACUGACUCUUGCUCCUUGGCCGUGAUCAUGAAGCAUAUCUAUUUAUUUCCCUAGAUGCCCUCUCCGGUGUGUCUCUGUUUCCUUGUCUGUGUUCUCUCAAGUGAAACAACAAAAGCGUGGCCGAAUCCCUGAAGCUUGGAAGUUGGGCUCGGCUUUAUCCUUGCUUCUUGGUCACCUACAGCACACGUACAUACAUCAGUAAUCACCCAGCCUUUCCCCCCUUGACAACCACCCACAUCCGAAAAGGAGCACAGCGUACUGCGACCUCGCGAUAGUUGAGCUCUCUUGCCCGCCAUGGCUUCGGAUCCCAUCCUUCCUUUGGGCGUGGGCUACGGCCUCAUUCUCGGCCUAGGUUUCCUCUUCGCCCUCUUCAUGAUCGUCAUCACAUGGUGUCUCAAGCGCUACAACUAUGAACUGCAAACCUCCGAAAUGUUUACCACCGCCGGUCGCACCUUGAAAUCAGGUCUCGUCGCCUCCUCCGUCGUCUCCACAUGGACAUGGGCUGCCACCCUCCUGCAGAGCUCCGGUGUCGCCUACCGAUAUGGUGUCUCCGGUCCAUUCUGGUACGCCUCCGGUGCUACCGUCCAGAUCGUCCUCUUCGCCACCCUCGCCAUUGAGCUGAAGCGCAGGGCCCCCAACGCCCACACCUUCCUGGAAGUCGUCAAGGCCCGCUACGGCGCCGUCACCCACUCCGUCUUCAUCGUCUUCUGCUGCUUCACCAAUAUCCUGGUGACGUCUAUGCUCCUCACCGGUGGUGCCGCCGUAGUCGAGCACCUCACCGGCGUCCCGACCGCCGCCACCGUGUUCCUCUUCCCCCUCGGCGUCGUCGUCUACACCCUCUUCGGCGGUAUCAAGGCCACCUUUAUCACCGACUACUUUAACGCUCUCGUCAUCCUGAUUAUCAUCUUCGUCUUUGCCUUUACCGUCUACACCACGAAUAACAUCCUUGGUUCUCCUGCUGCCGUCUAUGAUAUCUUGACCGAUAUCGCUAAGGAGCGUCCCGUGGAUGGUAAUGCUGGGGGCAGCUACCUCACCAUGCGCUCUCAGGGCGGUGCCGAGUUCUUCAUUAUCAACAUUGUCGGCAACUUUGGUACCGUUUUCCUUGACAACAGCUACUAUAACAAGGCCAUUUCUGCUUCUCCUGUGCAUGCUCUGCCCGGCUAUAUCAUGGGUGGCAUCUCUUGGUUCGCUGUUCCCUGGCUCACCGCUACCACCAUGGGUCUUGCUGCCCUUGCUCUCGAGCGCUACGACGUCUUCCCUUCCUUCCCUGACCGUAUGCCCGAUGCCGAUGUCACCGCUGGUCUCGUGCUUCCCAACGCCGCCGUCGCAUUGCUCGGUACGGGCGGUGCUGUGGCCACGCUCUUCCUUGCAUUCAUGGCCAUUAUGAGCACCUACUCCUCCCAGCUGAUCGCCAUCUCGUCCAUCUGCACCUACGACAUCUACAAGACCUACAUUAACCCCGCCGCCACCGGCCAGCAGCUCAUGCGCACCAACUACAUCGGCAUGACCAUCUUCGCCCUCUUCAUGGCCGGCUUCUCCACCGCCCUCUACUACAUCGGCGUCUCCAUGGGCUACCUCUACCUCCUCAUGGGCGUCAUCAUCUCCUCCGCCGUCGUCCCCGCCACCCUGACCCUCACCUGGUCGGGCCAGUCCUGGGCCGCCGCCACCUUCGCCCCCAUCCUCGGCCUGACCUGCUCCCUGAUCGGCUGGCUCGUCACCACCCACGUCACCUACGGCGAGUUCUCCGUCGGCACCACGGGCUCCAACACCCCGAUGCUGGUCGGCAACAUCGUCGCCCUGCUCUCCCCCCUGGUGUUCGUCCCGAUCCUCACCUACCUCCCGCCCUUCAAGCCGCAAAAGUACGACUGGCAGUCCAUGCUCGAGAUCCGCAAGGUCGACGACCACGACAUUGCCGACUCGGCCCACGUCGACCUGGAACUCGUCCCCGGAAAUAGCCGCGGCGCCGCCACCGAAGCCGCCGAAUCUACCCCUGCCACCGCCGCUGCUGCUGCUGCUGCCGACGAGAAGGCCAAGCUCGACAAGGCGGCCAAGAUCGCGCGGUACCUCUGCAUCGGCCUCACUCUCGGCUUCCUCAUCAUGUGGCCCAUGCCCAUGUACGGCACCGAGUACGUCUUCAGCAAGGGCUUCUUCACCGGCUGGGUCGUCGUGGGGAUCCUGUGGCUGUUCGUCUCGAGCGGCAUGGUCAUCUUCCUUCCCAUCUUCGAGUCGAGGAGUACCAUUGCCCGGACUACGCGCGCCAUGUUCUCCGACUUGCUCGGCUUGGGUAGAAAGCGGGCUGUUGAGGUUACGCAUGGCAGGAGCAUGCCGGGUGAGGCGACCCCUCCGGAGGGAGAAGUCUCGGAGAAGGUGGCAGAGAAGAACUGAAGGAGGAUGGCUCCGGGAAGUUGAAGCAGGAGAAGAAGUACGGGAUACCCCGGGGUUCGGAAGGAUGAUAGACUUCAUGUUUUCUCGUCCUUUGACGUUCGGUGUUGAUUCAUUCGUCUAGAUUUGAUAUUUAAGAUACCUCGAC